Thrips palmi is the source of this 1998-nucleotide messenger RNA. Its product is annotated as glucose dehydrogenase [FAD, quinone]-like. The transcript is spliced from 8 exons. The record is from RefSeq and is a predicted model, not a curated record. The coding region runs from base 85 to 1839 and encodes 584 amino acids. Gene Ontology annotation, molecular function: oxidoreductase activity, acting on CH-OH group of donors; flavin adenine dinucleotide binding. Lineage: Eukaryota; Metazoa; Arthropoda; Insecta; Thysanoptera; Thripidae.
GACGCCCCAAGCAGCGCCACGCCCGCAGCCCCGGGGCCCCUGACUUGCCCGGCCGGCAGCCCCCUGCUUCUGUUCCUGGCCGCCAUGCUGCAGAGCAUCAGUGUCAAGCGUGACGCGGAGCGCAGGCAGCGGGCGGAAGAGGGAUGCCGCGCUCUUCCCGAAUACGACUACGUGGUUGUCGGCGGAGGAUCCUCAGGCUGCGUGCUGGCAGCGCGGUUGUCGGAAGACGAAUCCGUUUCGGUCCUGUUACUGGAGCGGGGAGGCCACGAACCCGAAGAGGCUAGAGUGCCUGGCUACGCUGUCUUCAACAUCAACAGUGCAAUGGCGGAGUCAUUAAAGGCUGAACCGGAGCCCCACAACUGCAACGCCACAGGCUGCGUCCUCAACGUCCCGACGGUGCUCGGAGGUGGCAGCACCAUCAACGGGAUGCUCUACGUCCGGGGCAGCGGCGAGGACUACGACGAGUGGGCCAGGCUCACAGGAGACCGCGGAUGGGCAUUCAACAACGUGUUGCGUUACUUCAAGAAAUCUGAAGACAAUCUUGACUCUCCGAUCAACAGGGACAUGAGGUACCACGGCCGCGGCGGUCCGCAGAAGGUGUCCUGGCAGCCCUACCGCCACCCCGUGAUGCCGCUGCUGGCCCAGGCCUUGGAGGCCGCGGGCGUCCGGCCCCGCCUGGACAUCAACGCCGAGGCCCAGCUGGGCUACUCGGUGGUGCAGACGACGUCGGCCGGUGGCAGGCGCUGGACCACGUUCAACAGCUACAUCGAGCCGGUGCUGCGCAGGCGGAACCUUCACGUGGAGACUUUCGCCACGGCCAGGAAGGUUGUCCUGCAGAACGCGGCCCGCGGCAAGCUCAAGGCGGUAGGAGUGGAGUUCGAGGACGCUGCCGGCACGGUCCACGUGGUGCGAGCGAGGAGGGAAGUGGUGCUAACAGCCGGGGCCAUCCACACCCCGCAACUCCUCAUGCUUUCUGGCAUAGGCCCGGCUGGGCAGCUCAAGGCGCUGGGCAUCCCCGUCCUCAAAGACCUCCCGGUGGGCGAAGAGCUGCUGGACCACGCCGACGUCGUGGGCGUGCCCUACAAGUGUGAGCCGCCGCUCUGCACCACGGACUGGCAGAGCCGCCUCGCCGAUCUCCGGCAGUACCGGCAGAACCGCACAGGGCCCCUCUCCGCCUUGAACGUCCUGCACCUCAACGUUUUCGCUAGGAGCUCGCUGGCCGAGCCGGGGACGGGCCUGGCCCCGGAUCUGCAGAUUAUGUUCCUUGCGCGCACUGUGGACGAAUACGAGACGUGCCUGCCGUACGACUCGUGGCGAAUCAACAGGGUCAUCCCUUUGGUGUCCCUCAUGCGGCCCUACAGCGUGGGCUGGCUGCGCCUCAACGCGUCCAACCCUCGCGGGCUGCCCCUGGUGAAGCUCAACUACUUCGGGGACCCCGCGGGCCACGACCUUGCCGUCACAGUGGAGGCGCUGAGGAUGGGCCUGCGGCUGCGGGAUGCUCUCGCCCCGCUGGGCCUCACUCUGGACACCAGCUCGUUCACCCAGUGUGCGGCGGAGGGCGCCGUGGACUCGGACGCGUUCCUGCGCUGCGUGGCGCGCACGCGCACGUCCACCUCCUGGCACUGGAGCGGCACGUGCCGCAUGGGCCGCGCCCGCGACCCGCGCGCCGUCCUGGACUCGCGCCUGCGCGUCAGAGGGGUGGCCAGCCUGCGCGUGGCCGACGCGUCCGCCAUGCCCUUCAUCCCCAGCGGCAACACCAACAACCCCACCAUCAUGCUGGCCGAGCGCGCCGCCGACAUCAUCAAGCGCGACAGGAAGGCGCUGUGCCCCUGGUGCUGAGCUGCCGACUCAGUCACCGCCAACAGUGUCAAAGUUCGUCACUUUAUGAAAUUGACAUCAAGUGGCGACUCAAAUUUUCACAGUGAAUGAGACCACAUUUAUUAUAUAUUAUAAUACACAUGAUAAUCAAUAAAGGGGGCAUUGCAAGAAAAAUAACUA